CGUAGUAAACAAUAAAUCCAUACCUGGGUGUUCUAAAAUUAUACCUUAAGUGGAUAAAUUUUGGCGAGUAUUUAAUUUGGCGAAUGACCAAAAUGGGAUAUUUGGUGGGUAUUUACUUUGACGAAUGAUAAAUUUUAUAAAAUUUUGCCAGGAUUUAAUUUGGGUGAAUACAAGAAAUGUUUAUUUUGGCGAAUGACACAAAUAAAUGAAUUUUUAUGUUUGAAAUGUUUUAUAAAAAUUGAGAAUAAACGUAUAUAUAAACAAAAAAUUUACCUGUAACAAUCCUCCUUAUAUUGUAUUAUAAAACCUGUUGUAAAUAUAAAAAAAAGUUCGUUUUGUUUGGGGAAAGUCGUUGUUUUUUUUUUAAAAAAACGUAUUGAAUUUGGUGAAUAGUCAGUUAUCAAAAUUUUGGCGGGUAUUUAAUUUGGCGAAUUUUGCCAAAAUUUGUCAAAUUUAAUUCUUGCCAAAAUUUUGUCCACUUAAGGUAUUUAUGAAUCGAGUAUCUAGCAAAAUAGAAAUCUAAAAAUGAGAAAAAAGUCGACCUUUAUGGUUAUUUCUUAAACUCUGAUAUCUUUUUAGGAAAUAAUAUUAUCAGUUAUGAAACAACACAGCAUCUCCAUCAAUCAAAUAUUAUGUAUGUUAUGGAAUCAGUCGAACUUUUUUGGGAGCAUAAAGUUAGAUAACAAAUCCACUUUAAAAAAUUUCGACAGGGUAAUAUGAGAUAAGUGUCACCACUUCUUCAACAUGAGGAAUUAAUUUACACUAGUCGUUAGCCCGUGGAAAGAUCCACGGGUUCGCCCGUCCUUGUUAUACCGCAUAUUACAUGUGUCUCGCUACUUGCGCAUCUAAGCUACCAUUUUGCGUGACAGACAGACAGACGGCAGACGUAUACGGGUAUUAUAAUAUAGAUAAUUAUUUUAUUGCUGACAUCACCAUGUUUUACUUGAUGUUAUCAGAGAAACUUGGACAAAAUGAUUCAUUCACAAUAUAAAUAAUGUGUGUACUUUUUUUUACUCAAGUCAAUAUUCAAUCAGAAUUUAUAACAUUUUCCAAUUCAGAGAACUAUACUAUUAGUUUCGGGCUAUUUUGAAUAGCUUCUGACAUCAUUUUCAGGUCAAGUCAAAAUGUUUAAUAAGUUUUCUAUUAUACUCACAAACAGUUGUACGUGACAUCAGUAAUAAUGAGAUAAUGGACACAGCAAUUUAAAAUCUCAGGGGCUAAUAAAAUUUGAAUUCUAAACAGCCGUUUUACGUGCUCUAUUCUAAAUAGGGUUAAUAAACUCUUCCCGAAUUUUACAUUUUUUGCUGCUUUUAGUUUCUUUGUUUUAUUUCUCUUUUAAACAAUAACAUCAGUAAUUAAACUGUUGUAGGAGGUUAUUUAUUUGCAGUAUGAUUUUGAAAUUUUAGACAAAUUUUUGGUGAGGAUUUCAAAUAUUUUAUCUAUUUUCUGCCGAAAGAAGCUGUGGCACAUUAUUCUUAGCUUUGCUACUUUGAUCUUGCUUCAUACAUAUGUCUUUAAAUUAAACUUCUAAAGAAACCAUAUAAUAAUCAGUCUUACAAAACUUUGAAUGAAGUACAAACUGUGAGAAAACAUUUUUUUUACUUGUUUUACACCUAACAGUUUAGGGAUAAAACAAGUAAAAAAAAACAUUUCAAUGAAGAUUAGAAAAUAAUAAUUUUGCAUCCACAAAGUUUAUUUGGAUAAUCAAUUAUUUUUUAGAAAAAAAAAGGAUUACAAACUUCUGUUUACAUUAAAAAGCUAAAUAAUAAUCACAUUCUAGUAAAUAAUCACAUUCCAUACAAAAUAUUUCAUAGAAUUGGUGUCUGUAAUGUUGUUUUAAAAUUUGAACAUCACAAUAUUUAUUUCGAAAACGUCAAUGUGACGUUUGUUGGACAUCAUACAGUUUGUGAUUCACUCCUAAUGAAUUUUCAAAACAAAAUUUCAGUGUUGUUUAAAGGAGUAAAUUUGAACAAAUUAAUAACUAUGUACUAUAAAUAACUGUAAAUAAAAAAUAUAUAUCUCAUGUGACUGAUUAAAUUAAUAUUGACAACCAUGGCAACAACAGAUUUUUUAUAAACUUCUAAAAACUAAUCUUUUUAAUUCAAUGAAUUUUGUUUACUUAUAAAAUGAUACCAGAUGUUAAUAAACAUGUUACCAACUAAACUGAUGCUCCAUUAAAUUACAACAACAUAAUUUAGAAAACAGAGAGGUUGCUGUUUCUAAGAAAGUCACCUAAUUUAAAUUUCUGUUACCUUGACAUAUAUUUGGUAUCUUGGUGUCAAAUGACAACCUAUGUGCCAAUGUUUUGUAUUUCCCAUCAUAUUUCACUUUUGUAGAAUCGUGAUAAAUCAAAAUAAACGAACAAACAUUUCUAGAACUUUAAUAUUUUAUUUUAUAACAUAAAUUCCCUGUGAAUUCCAAAAUUACAAUCUCAACAGCGUUUUUGUUUUUAUUAUUUGUAUUUCAAAAGCAGACCUAACUAAGAAAGACAGUCAAAUAUACCAGUGUCUUGUUGCCAUAGGACUAAUGUUUUCAAAAGAUGUUUAUUUUAUAGAGUAUGGCAAGGUUUUGUAUAAAUGAAUAUGCAGUUGGAUCAAGUUUCCACUCUACUUUCACUUUCCGUGAACAAUGGCUAACAAUUCUACUAUUAGCACUUGCAAGUUAUGGCCAAACAAUCCUUUUAAAUGUAAUAUUUUAUUUGUGGUGCAGCAUAUAUUUCCAUCAAUCUCCAUUCUUGGUUGCAGUUGGAUACUACUUAUUAUCUGGUUGUUUAAAAAAUACCAUGUGUUUGUUCAACGUUUGAUAGUUGCAUUGGUUACUUCAGCAUUAUUUCUCAGCGUGAGCUACUUGCUUGGUAAUGUUCACAUGAAACACAGUCAGUUAAGGUGUUACGCUCAAUCAAUAUUCAUGCAGUAUUUUUUGUGGGCAACCUUGUCCUGGGUCAUUGUUAUUUCUGUAAAUAUGAUUUUUAUUGUGAAAGGUAUUGACAGUAAAAAGUAUGAGCUGUUUUAUCAUGCAUUUGCAUGGACCAAUGCAUUGCUUUGGGCCGGAAUACCUUUCGUAAAUAAUAGUUAUGGUCCUGCGGGUGUAUGGUGUUGGAUUAAAAAAGAAGCUUCAAUUCUUCGAUUUGGUGUGUGGUAUCUCCCGCUUUUGAUUGUUUGCCUGUGCCUGUCUGUUAUGUAUGUUUACAUGUUUAUACGUAAUAGAAGAUUGGCUAAAUAUAGCUCAGCUGCUGAAUUAGAACAAACAUUUCAGAUUUAUCAGAGAGAAGUAAAACCAUUACUAGUUUACCCAUUCAUCUAUAUCCUAUUAACAAUACCAAUUUUUGUGUAUCGUUUAUAUGAUGUCACACACCCACAUCACGAACCGAAAUUCGUAUUGCUUCUUACAGCAGUUGUAUUUGCUCCAUCAGCUGGUUUUGCAAUGCAGUAGCAUAUGCGUUUUACAAUAAAUCUAUUCGAGAAUUGAGUUGGAAAAAAUUCAAGGAAGCACUUGUUGCUCGCAUCUUGGGAAAGCCAUACAAUGUACGGCCAUAUGAAGUUGAUGACGCAAGAAGCAACAGUGUUGUGAGACCAAUUCGUUCUAAUUCAGAACCAGAUGAUUUUGAACCAAAAGAAAAGAGUGAACCACAUAUGGCACAAGACGAUAAAUUACCAGAUGAAUCAGAUGACCUUAAGUUUUAUAACUCAACAUUUCAGAAGCCUGCUAUACGCAAUAAUAAUAAAAAUACUGAAGACGUUUAGGUUAGUUAGUAACGUGUAAAGAGUUUUAUAAUGUAUAUAUAACUUUUCAACACUGUAAUUACUUUUUUUGACAUUAUAAUAUCUUGUUUAUUACAAAGUGAGUUUUAAUAUAAUUUCAUUUUCAUCUGUAUCAAUAUAAAGUAACUAAAAUCAGGGAAAAAACAACAAAUUUGAAUUUUUUCCAAUGGGAUUUGGAUUAAGAGAGUGGACUGUGUAGGUUUUACUGUUGGAAAAUGACAAUUGUACAGAUAUCUUUUUUAAAUCUUUUGUAUUUUUAACUUCACUUGAACUGUUUUUUAAAAAUGGAAUAAGCAAAAAUCCAUUAACUUGUUUUGAAAUGACUACUUUAUAGAUGUUUUUUUUGAUGGCACCAUUAAAAGUCAUUGUUCAUGUUUAAAGCUAUCCUUAUUAAAAGAUUUUUACAAGUUUUAUAAUUUUACACUAUAUUUCAUUUUUUUAUAACUAUAUCUUAUAUAAUUAUUGACAAGUAAUAAUAUCAUAUUUUUAACAAUUUAUAUUUUUUGACGACAUGAGGAGCACUUGUAUAGUUUAUGCAUUAUAGAUAUACUGAUCAUUAGAAAAAUGUGUCUUUAUUAAUUUUUAAGAUGAUUUUUUUUAUUAAACAAGACAUCCCUGCAUGUAGCGUAUAGCUUCCAUAAAUAUUUUAAUUUAUCUAUGCUGAGUUGUGCCGUACUUGGGUAGUCAUGCUUAAAAUUGUAUUGAUUUUCUACUUUUCUUUUUAAAGUUUUAUUAAAUAGCCAAUAUUUAAUAUUCUCUGCAGUAUGGAAAAAAAUUUUUGAACUUGGAGAUAAAAACUUUAUUAUACUUUAAUAUUGACUAUGUAUGUUAACUGUACCAUGCCUGUUACAAUACCUUUUUAUUGUCACUUGUCUAACAAACGUGAUAUUGGUUUAUUUUUUAGAAUAACAACAUUGUAAAGGACAAUGGCAAACUUAACCUCGAAGUGUUCAUUUUGGCCUGAAACUCCUUCAAAGUGUCACAACAUCUUGGUGCUGUUAAAAGUGUUUUCCAGUAUUUCAUUACUUGGCUGCAUCUUCAUAAUUGGUACCAUAUGUCUUUUUAAGUUAUACAAAUAUUUCGUUCAGCGGCUGAUACUAUUUUUGAGUAUAUCCGCCGUGAUUAAAGUUAUAAUGAAUUUAUGUUCAGUUGAUAACGAAGGCACAUCGUGUGUUGUGCAAGCCUUUAUGCUGCAGUACUUUAACUGGGCUGAAUUAUUAUGGGUAUGUUGUAUUACUGCAAACAUUGUACUUGUAUUGAAUGGUGUGCAAGCUAAGAAUUAUGAACUGUGGUUUCAUUUGAUUGUGUGGUUGGUAUCAUUAGCCUGGAGCGUUAUACCAUUUAUCGGGUCUCACUAUGGUCCUGCUGGUAUGUGGUGCUGGAUAAGGAGAGAUGUUCCUGCCUUACGUUUUGGUAUUUGGUACAUACCAUUGCUAUUGUUUAUUGUUGCAGCAGUUGUUGUGUAUAUGUUCAUUUGUGUGCGUACAUUUUUUUCUGUUGAUGUAGAUGAGGGUUUUCGUUAUGAAGAAAUGCAAGGAAGAGACAUCUUGCGACAAGAAGUGAAGCCCCUUUUCGCAUACCCACUUAUCUAUUUGAUAUUUAGUUUACCAGUCGCUAUAUACAGAAUCGAUGAUGCUGUUCAUCCUAAUUUGCCACCUAAAUAUAUUUUGCUUGUGUUGAGUGUGAUCUCAACUCCAAUGCUAGGUGGAUUAAAUGCUAUUGUGUUUUCCCUUUAUGGUGAUACGCUUAAAAUGUUAUCCUGGAAUAACAUUAAAGGGGCAUUUUUAUCACUGGGGGAAGGGCCACAAGUAUAUGUGCGGCACAAUUAUGAUGUAACGGAUUAUAGUUCGGACAACCAAGCACUUCUGUAUCAUAAGGGCGAUGAGCAUAUCACAAUGAAAUAUGGAACCAAAGAGACUGCAUAAAGUUUCAAAAUUUAAACAUAUGAUGCAUAAGCAUAGCAUUAUGAGGUCAAUGUGCAAAGUUAUAUGAGACCUGUAAGAACAAAUAACUUUCACUAUUACUUUCAUAUAAAAUAAUUCCUGUUUCAAAAAAAAGUGCUCAUGUUUUGAUGCAAUUCUCUUUUUGUUAAUUUGUUAUUUUGGAAAUAUGAGAUUAUUUUGGAAUAUUAUAUUCCGGAAGUAUGUUUGAUGUGCGUAUUUUGCGAUUUUUCGAAACACCAUCAGAUAAAAUCUUCCUAUGUGUUUCUCCAAUUAUCAUUAUAACCUACUAAAUAAACUAUAUCAUUUUUUGUUUGUUUAUAGCAAAACAUUUUAUUAUUUUUACUAAGAAACAGCCUUGAAAAACGCUUUACUGUGAUUGAUUUUUAUGCCUUAAGAUUUCUGCUUUAUUUACUUUAGCAGCAAUAAUAAAGUACCUUUUUAAUGUUGCUUAAAUUGAAAACUAGGGUGUAUAGCUUGCUGGAUAGCUCAACAAUUAAAAAGAAGCUGCAAGUUUUAUCUAUUUAUCUAUUGAAAAAACUAAUAAAAAAUUGAAAGACGUGAGAGAUUGUUUAUAAUGUUUUUAAAGGCACGUAAUCACCUUGUAGGCAACUGUUUUUGAGGUACCUAUUUUAUAGUAAAAAUUGAAAGAUAUACAUGAGAAAACAUUAUCCUGAAAAUUUUAUUGAAAACUGACAACCAGAACAUGUUCAAAUGUUUCAUAGAAAUAGCCUACUCACCCCAAUUUCUCUUAGCCUACGGAACCGCCAUUACAUUUCAUUGCACGAAUCAUGCGAUAAUAAACGCACAGCAAAAUCGAUCACAUGGUUGCUGGAUUCAUGCCAUUACAAAAAAAUAAUGAAUGAGGGAGAGCAUCUGUAGCUGUGUUUCCACCGUAAUGCUUUUAUAAAUGUAUCAACAAAGUUCUGAAGAUGAUAAAUUAGAUAAAUCAAUCAAAGUUUCUGUGUUAUUCUUUAUUAUUUAAACGUUUUAACUUACUGAAAUCAGAUUUCUUUGCAACAACGACCUCUUCUUCUUCUUGUUGUUUUUUUAAGGUAGCUUUGCCUCGCUAGCUGUCUUACUUUUUGAUUAUUUUCCUUUAUUCAAACAGUUAGUCAUUUCCUUACGGAGACAUUAUCAGAUCUACGCAAUUAGAAUACCUAGAUUUUUAGAAUUUCCCCUUUUAUGCUCUAAAUUUAAUUAUCUCCAUAAUGCUUCAACUAUCUUCACCUAUCACAAUGUGCAUUCUCCCCCGUUGGGUUUUUUUGCUUAUAAUAUGCAAUAAUCCCGGUCAUGCUAAUAAAAAAAGCUAGAGCGUGAUAAACAUUAAUUAUCAUAAUUUUUAACAAGGUGACAAUAUUGCGAUUUCUUCUUUCUGUUUCGUUUUGUCUGUGGUCUCCAAAAACAAUGGCGAAUAGAAUAAAGAGAAAAUUAUUAUUUUCUUCUGUGUCUUUCCAAUAGAAACUCCUGGGAUAAAAUUUCUUUCCAAUUUUUGAUGCCAUGUAUUACAAAGAAAAAACAAGCCAAAAAUACAGCGUGAACGGAGCCUACCAUAAAGGCGAUAUUAUCAAACUCCAUCUCAGUGCUCAUUUAAAGUUAAGGCCAUUUGUUUACCUACAAUUUUACACGAAAAUUUUGCGACAACCCGCUUAUUAGACGGGAAUAAGAGCUCAACAAGAUCGUUAAGUAUGGCGGCUAGAAAAAAAACACAAUAAAUUAGGAUAUUAAAGUACCAUUAUUUCCAUUUCUAGUAAGUUUUAUAUCCUUAAAUAUUCAGGAAAGGCAUAACUCCGUCUAAACUUUGAAAUUAAUAAAAAAAAUGUAUAUGUUAAUUUUUUUGAAAAGGGUGAUUACGGGCCUUUAAUAACGUGAUAUAUUAAAUAUAGCCUGGUCCAUGUGUGAACUAAAUACUUUUGCAAAAGGAUUUCAUAUCAGAGAGAUGCAUUUGUCUUUUCUUUCUUUUCCUUUUCUUUUACUAAAUUUAAAUAUCACUGGAUAUCACAUUUUUCUUUUUGUUUUUAUGAUUUUCCUCUGUUUUUUUAAGCUUGUAUGCUAAGAAAUGACAUUGAGUUUUUAUAUUCAUUGACUCAAUGGUGUGAACAUGAAAUUGUCAACAUAACAGGUGUUAAAAGAUUAGCUCACUGAGCAAGUUAAGCCAUGUUAAGGCUCAAGCCAAUGAUUUAUAUUAAGCAUUGAUAAAACAAUAACAGAUUUUUUAAAAAAUAUAUGUUAUUUUAAUUAAUUCUCAUAAACUAACAGGUGAGUUAAAAAAAUAAAAAAUGAUAGCAGGCGAGUUAGCCCUACGACUCUUUGAUAAAAUCUUUGAUAAAUGUUACAAAGAAUUUACAUGGAGUUGGUUCUAGGCUGCUGAGACUACACAUACUGUAUGUCACCAUGGGCUGUCCUCUGGGAGACUCUCUUGAAUAUUUCCAAUUGGAGCCUAAUAGCCAUACAAUUAUGAAUUUCUAGCUAACACACUGAAUACACGGUGUAAAACAGCCCUGCUGCUGUGUAAAAAAUGCAUAAAUAAAAGAUUACAAAAGUAUAAAUAACUGGAACAUUAUAGUAAAGAAAAAAAUAUAAAUAUAAUAGCUGAUGCCUGCAGGGGGGUUGACAAAUCAUUCUUUCCCCAUGCAAAUACUUUUUCAUUUAUUUUACUUUUCUUGAUGGCAACAUACUCGAAAGAAAAAACAAAUUUUAAGAUUCACAAUAAUACACAAUAUGUUGAUGUUUGCCAUAGAUAUGAUAAACGAGAUUUUAGAUCAAACUACUUUAGUUAUGAUUAAGAAGUUCUACUGAAGUAUAUUUUCUUUGAAAUCACUAUAACAUUCUAAAUCGUAAGUCAUUUUUAAAUCGUAAAUCAUUUUAAAUCGUAAGUCAUUUAACGUAAAUUUUUAUGUCGUCUUUUUUAUUUUUUUUAUUCUGUUUUUAUUCAUACGAUUUUUUAAAACUAUAAAUUUAAAUUUAAAAUCACCCUAAAGUAUUGUAUUUCCUUUUCAAAUUCUAAAUCAACAAUUACAUGUACGAAAGGACUUACCUUUUAGUCAAGUUAUAAGCACUUCAUCAUUUAAUGUUUUUAGUAACAAAAUUUUUCAAUGUUUUUAAAGGGUGUGAGAUUUAUACUUUAUAACACUUUUUAUUUAUUGUAUAGGUUGUAUUAAUUUAUAAUAUUUAUUGAUAACAUUUAUUUAUUUGAACAGUGUAAUAUUGAAUUUUUAAUAUUGUAAUUUAAUAAGUAGUUUGUAAAGAAUGGCUAUGGUUUUA
This is a messenger RNA of Hydractinia symbiolongicarpus, 8965 nucleotides long. Its product is annotated as cyclic AMP receptor-like protein A. Gene Ontology annotation, biological process: adenylate cyclase-activating G protein-coupled receptor signaling pathway; cell surface receptor signaling pathway. NCBI's taxonomy places the organism in Eukaryota, Metazoa, Cnidaria, Hydrozoa, Anthoathecata, Hydractiniidae. Gene Ontology annotation, cellular component: plasma membrane. Bases 4688 to 5686 code for a protein of 332 amino acids. The record is from RefSeq and is a predicted model, not a curated record. Gene Ontology annotation, molecular function: G protein-coupled receptor activity. The transcript is spliced from 2 exons.